This is a messenger RNA of Phoenix dactylifera (date palm), 1299 nucleotides long. NCBI's taxonomy places the organism in Eukaryota, Viridiplantae, Streptophyta, Magnoliopsida, Arecales, Arecaceae. The record is from RefSeq and is a predicted model, not a curated record.
CUCGAGAACUUCAUGCUAAGGCUGAAUCCAAGAAUCCAAUGAUCCUGUACUAGAACAAGGUUACAGAAGCAAUCAAGCACGCAGACGCAAGCAAAAAUUAGAAAGAAUAGUAGUAGCAGGGAGAGAGAAAAAGAGAGACUCCAAACGAAAGAAGAAAAGGAGACUGAGACAAUCCGAACCAAAGUAAAAGAACCAAAGAGUCUCCCCACGUUCACCCGUACCUAGAGAACUUAAAGCCACGGAGAUGCCGAGCGCUCCUUCCACUCUCCCUCUCUCCGCGGCCCCAAUGGACACCUCCUCCUCCCCCUCCUCGGCACCCAACCCCCUCGCCGCCGUCUCCUCCUUCCUCCAGCACCACCUCUCCCGCCUUGGUUCCGAGCUCUCCGCCCGCAUCAACGACGGCCGCCGCCUCGUCCGGGCCGCCGGCGCCGCGGCCCGCCCCCCCGCCGCCCCCUUCGCGGCGGCUUCUCAGGGGGCGUGGGGCGGCGCCGCCGCCCAGGGUAAGCACGCCUUCGACCUGGCCCUGAGCCCGGAGUAUGUCGCCAAGACGCUCGCCGGAACGGCGGUGUACACGGUGAGCAACUCCAACAACGAAUUCGUCCUCGUCUCCGACCCUAACAAUGGCCUCCGCUCCCUCGGCCUCCUCUGCUUCCGCCAUGAGGACGCCCAGGCCCUCCUUGCGCAGGUUCAGCUUCGGCAACCGGUUUUAGGGAAGGGGGCAAGAGUGGUGCCCAUUACCCUUGAUCAGGUUUAUAUGCUGAAGGUUGAAGGAAUUGCAUUUCGGUUUUUACCUGAUCCUCUGCAAAUAAAGAAUGCACUAGAGUUAAAAUCUGCAGAUUUAUCGAGAGCUUUGAUGGAGUUCCCUGUUUUUCAGCCAACCUCUACCAUUGAUGCUGUUGCAAGAUUGGACCAGAAAGCUUUUUUUUUUUUUUAUUUAUGCUCAGUCUUAUAUUUGGUGACAAUCUAUCAUUUCUGCGUGCAGUCAGAUCUUUUAGUUGUUAAGAAGAAGAACAAGCGUUAUUGCCCAAUAUAUUUUCAAAAGGAAGACAUAGAGAGAGAACUAUCAAAGGUUUCUAGGGCAUCAAGAGGUUCAGGUGUUUCUCAGCAUAUCAUGGUAUGUGGGAAUUUGGAAGAUGUUCUGAAAAAGAUGGAGAUGAACGAUAAGAAUUCUGGAUGGGAUGAUUUGAUUUUCGUCCCUCCAGGAAAAAGGCCAUGCCCAGCACAUUAAUGAGGUGCAGCAUGAUACACAUGGCAUCUGAAUGCAUCAUAUAAAGAAGGUCUUGAGAUGUAUGUAUUCAC